Homarus americanus (American lobster) is the source of this 594-nucleotide messenger RNA. RefSeq lists its product as uncharacterized. Lineage: Eukaryota; Metazoa; Arthropoda; Malacostraca; Decapoda; Nephropidae. The coding region runs from base 1 to 594 and encodes 197 amino acids. The transcript has a single exon. The record is from RefSeq and is a predicted model, not a curated record.
AUGGCCCAGACAUUUGGGAAUUUAAUGGCCCAGACAUUUGGGAAUUUAAUGGCCCUGACAUUUGGGAAUCUAAUGGCCCAGACAUUUGGGAAUCUAAUGGCCCAGACAUUUGGGAAUUUAAUGGCCCAGACAUUUGGGAAUCUAAUGGCCCAGACAUUUGGGAAUUUAAUGGCCCAGACAUUUGGGAAUUUAAUGGCCCUGACAUUUGGGAAUCUAAUGGCCCAGACAUUUGGGAAUCUAAUGGCCCAGACAUUUGGGAAUUUAAUGGCCCAGACAUUUGGGAAUCUAAUGCCCAGACAUUUGGGAAUUCUGAAUGCCCAGACAUUUGGGGAAUCUAAUGGCCCAGACAUUUGGGAAUUUAAUGGCCCUGACAUUUGGGGAUUGAAUGUCCCAGACAUUUGGGAAUUUAAUGGCCCAGACAUUUGGGAAUCUAAUGGCCCAGACAUUUGGGAAUUUAAUGGCCCAGACAUUUGGGAAUCUAAUGGCCCAGACAUUUGGGAAUUUAAUGGCCCAGACAUUUGGGGAUUGAAUGGCCCAGACAUUUGGGAAUCUAAUGGGCCGGACAUUUGGGAAUCUAAUAGUUUGGGAAUUUAA